Prorocentrum cordatum is the source of this 260-nucleotide messenger RNA. NCBI's taxonomy places the organism in Eukaryota, Dinophyceae, Prorocentrales, Prorocentraceae. The record is from the annotation of a GenBank genome assembly.
CCGCCAUGGAGAGCGCGGUCGGCGCCGCGGUCGUGCCGCCGCGGAGACCGCACAGCGCCCCGCCGCUGGGCCAGUUCCGCCAGUUCGACCUGGAGGACAUGACCAUGGACGUGGUCGCCGCCUUCCAGGACGGGCGCCAGGAGGAGGCUUUGGCCGGUGCCGUGGCCUUCUCGGCCGCGGCGAAGGAGGAGCUCGGCGAGACGCACCCCACGUACAUCAACGCGCUCGCCACCGUCGCGGCCCUGGUGAGCCAGAUGGGC